This is a messenger RNA of Scatophagus argus, 6876 nucleotides long. It is a transcript of the gene arhgap32a, whose product is annotated as Rho GTPase activating protein 32a. Bases 750 to 5843 code for a protein of 1697 amino acids. Gene Ontology annotation, molecular function: GTPase activator activity; phosphatidylinositol binding; protein binding. The record is from RefSeq and is a predicted model, not a curated record. Gene Ontology annotation, biological process: small GTPase-mediated signal transduction. The transcript is spliced from 22 exons. Lineage: Eukaryota; Metazoa; Chordata; Actinopteri; Scatophagidae. Gene Ontology annotation, cellular component: Golgi apparatus; fibrillar center; actin cytoskeleton.
AAUGACCUUAUUGAGCCAUCUGAUUAAUCUUUUGAUCAAAGAACCCCCAAACAGGUCAAAUCGGUUGCAGGGGCCAAAAGGGAGCAUAAAAGGGUCCCACUGACACCACAGGCAAGAACAGGAAUAGCUGAAUUUCCCAUUAUUUUCUUCAGCGGACAAGCACAGUAAGAUGAUGUAUGAGGAUGAAGCGAUUUGCACACCAGGUUUCACUCCUCUCACUGUUACCACCCCACCUACACUACAUGGUUAUGUAAGUCUGUACCAAGCAUUACCUAACACCGCACAACUUGCCAGAUGGGGCUCCUCGUGCUGGUGAAUAUACUAAAACACGAAGUGCAUACCCUGCUGCCUAACUCGCACACGGGUCCUUGACAUAGAAAAGGUCUGGGAACCCCUGGGGGUAAAAUAUAUCCGAGGCGCGGGCACGAGAUCAUUGGCGCGCGCUCCCGGUGGCGAGUGCAGAUCCUCCUCAGCAGUCUGUCAGUCAGUCAGUCCGACCGUCGCCGCGCUCCGGGAUGACUCCCACACUGCCUCAGCGAUGUCGCACCCGAGCACAGUUUUUACCCUGAAAACAUCUACCUCAGACGGUCGGCUUUAAGCCCGUGUGUGCCUCUGAGAUAAGCGUUUCUGGAGUGCGAUGCUGACAGCAUGUUUGCUCGUCGAGAAGCACAGCGCUGUGCAGCAUAAAGGAGGCAGCAGAGUGGAGCAACGUGCACAGUUACAGCGGGCUGUUGCAGUCAGGCAGCAUCAUGGAGGCUGCAUGUGUGGUUGCCGCGGUGAUUGAGAAUGCUGCCUCAGGACCCCGGGGUGAACCAGGAAGUAGUGACGUCCUUGAGCGAGAUUUAACACCAUCUACUGACCUGGGCAAAGAUGAUGCCUUACCUCAAACCACCAACAGUAAUCCUCCAGAAGAGAAACAGCUACAGGAGAUAUCCACUGCCAUGGUGAGGAGUGAUGACAUCACAGAGCACCCGGCCGAGCCCCUCCUGCGCUCCUGUGUCAGCACAGCUAGCAUGAAGGUCAAGAACAUGAAGAAGCUGACGUUCCCCAGAGGUCAUUUCCCCAGGUUGGCAGAAUGUGCCCAUUUUCACUAUGAGACUGUUGACUUUGGCAACGUCCAGCUGGCCUUCGCAGAGGGGCAGAGCGAAGGACUGAAAGCUGGUCUGGACUCCAAAGAGCUGGUCUUUCUCAUCCAGAUCACUUGCCAGGGUCGAAACUGGCUCAUCAAGAGAUCCUACGAAGACUUCCGGGUGCUCGACAAACACGUGCACUUGUGUAUCUAUGACCGUCGAUACUCGGAGCUCACGGAGCUGCCAAGAUACGACACAUUAAAGGACACCGCUGAGUCAGUAACCAAGAUGUUGGCCACCUACCUGUCCCGCUUUUCCGCCAUCGCUGACAACAAGAUCAACUGCGGUCCAGUGCUGACAUGGAUGGAGAUUGACAACAAAGGGAACCAUCUGCUGGUGUCUGAGGAAGCCUCAAUCAACGUCCCUGCCAUCGCCGCUGCCCACGUCACCAAACGUUACACAGCCCAGGCUACAGACGAGCUGACCUUUGAGGUGGGGGACAUUGUGUCCGUCAUAGACAUGCCUCCUAAAGAAGACACAGGCUGGUGGCGAGGGAAACACGGCUUUCAGGUUGGUUUCUUUCCCUGCGACUGUGUCGAGCUGAUAAAUGACAAGAUUCCCCCCAGUGUUCAAAGCUCGGUGCCAAAGCCAGUGUGUAAGAAGCACGGAAAGCUUGUAACGUUCCUGAGGAGUUUCAUGAAAUCUCGACCGCCGCCGCAGAAGCUGCGACAGCGCGGCAUCCUCAGAGAGAGGGUGUUCGGCUGUGACCUGGGGGAACAUCUCCACAACUCAGGACACGAAGUCCCACAGGUUGUUAAGAGCUGUGCUGACUUCAUAGAGAAACACGGAGUCGUGGAUGGGAUCUACAGGCUGUCUGGGAUCUCCUCCAACAUCCAGAAACUGAGGCACGAGUUUGACUCCGAACAGAUCCCUGACCUGACCAGAGACGUGUUCAGACAGGAUAUCCACUCAGUGGGCUCCCUCUGCAAGCUGUACUUCAGAGAGCUGCCCAACCCGCUGCUCACCUACCAGCUCUACGACAGAUUCUCAGAGGCCGUGUCUGCAGCCACAGAUGAGGAGAGGCUCGUCAAAAUCCACAAUGUCAUCCAGCAGCUGCCUCCUCCGCAUUACAGGACUCUGGAGUACCUCAUGAGACACCUGUCCCACCUGGCCACCUUCAGCUCCAUCACUAACAUGCACACUAAAAACCUGGCUAUUGUCUGGGCGCCAAACCUCCUCAGAUCCAGACAGAUCGAGUCAGCCUGUUUUAGUGGCACAGCGGCGUUCAUGGAGGUGCGUAUCCAGUCGGUGGUGGUGGAGUUCAUACUCAACAACACUGAGGCUCUCUUCAGCCCUAAACUCAAUUCCAUAAUACGGGAAAGCACAGGUAACAACACCUUAUCCAGACCUAAGUCUCUGCUGGUCUGCUCCCCAUCCACAAAGUUAUUGUCUCUGGAGGAGGCCCAGGCUCGCACUCAGGCACAGCUGGGCUCCCCUGCCACCACUCCCUGCCUCACCCACAGCGACUACAUCGAGGUUGGGGAGGGACCCGGAGCUCUGCUCGGCAAGUUCCACACAGUCAUCGAACUCCCGAUGGAGAGCAGCAAGCGGCCCCCUGCUAAAUCUAAGAAGUCUCCUGUGGGGAACUGGCUCUCCUUUUUCCACCUGGGCAAGUCCCAGUCUGUAUCUAAACGUAAACUGAAGCGACACCCCAGCGAGCCUAACGAGAUAAAGAGCAUUGCACUGCCAGGAGGAAGAGGAGAUAGCGGCACCUUGCGCUCUACCAAAAGUGAGGAAUCUCUCACCUCUUUGCAUAAUGUGGAAGGCGAACCUCCGAGUUACUGCACCCGCAGACCUCGUUCAACCAGUGAGGCCAUUUCUGCUGUCUGUAGAGAUGACUUGCGCAACACCAGAAGUAUAGACAACCACAGAACUCACCCACUGAAUGACAGUCGUAGUGGUGCCGAUCGUGUCCGCACUCCAGCAUAUAUUUCACCUCCGCACCAGGAGGACGAUCUCGAUCUUUGUCCACCAGCUGCGGGCAUCUCUAGUUUGGACUUUGACCCCAUGUCUUUUCAGUGCAGCCCGCCUUCAGCGACGCCUGGGCUGCAACGCAACAAAGAUGGGAAUAAAUGGAGGAAGAGCGCGGGGUGUUCGAGUGAAUCAGAGCCCAUCUCUUCUCCUAACAACAAUAUUAGCUGCUCUCAGUCUCCAGAUAUUAGCCCGCUUCUCAGUAAAGGUGGGAAGAAGGUUACCUCUAAGCCACUCUCUCCUAAACUCAGGAAGAAAUCUUUUAAGACUCAAGUAGAUGUUCAGAAUACGUCAGCCUCUCCUCCACCUCUUCCUUCUUCUUCUCCCCCAGUGGAACAAUGUGAAGCUCCAUUGGCAGAUGGAAAGGCGGCGAAAGUGCCCUACCAACACUGCAGUCCACUCAGCUCAGCAAGCCAGGCAUCAGCCUUGACUGACCUCAGUCAGUCCGCCCAGAACCUGCCUGAUCCAGGAACAGAUAGACUUAUGAGUUCAGUGUCUGUUCUCCCUCCUCACCCUCCCCUGACGAGUGCUGCACGCAAGUUGGCUUUGGCUCUGGCUGAAUCUGCCCAGAAGGCCAGCAGUGUCUCACAGAGAAAAAACAACAUCCCAUCACACCCUCUCCAAAGAGAAGAAGCUGCUCCCGGCCUGGACAGACCACCCCGACCCUCUGUUCUUGAUCUUAAAGUGUACCCCCAGGAGUACUGUGGCCCUCAUGUUUCGUCUGUUUCCCAGUGGCAGACAUCAGUAGCUGACCCAGUGGAGAGCCACUGCUGCCCUCAUCCUGUUACCCAUUACCCUGAUACCCAUUUCCUACCUGCCCACCUCAGCACAGAGCCGUUGCAGGUCACCGAUGGACAGGAAAGCGUGUACAAUUUCACACCUAAUGUCAGCCCGCUCGGGUCGGGGAGCUUGGAUGAAGGCAGUGCUGAGAGGAGCAACCGCAGAGAGGAAAAAGAGCUUAGAGAUGUCACACAAGCAGAACCCACGUGUCAGAGCAUUGGCGUUUCAACACCCACCCAGCCUGUGUGCUCCUCUCAGAGCCCGUCAACCUCUCCUGUGUAUGUGAACACUGACUCUAUCAAUAUAUUUAAUUUCCGUGCUGUUCUGGCAGAGGCCUCCAUGCCUGCCUCAGUCGAAGAGGUCCUUCCACGUCCAUUACAGCCCUCCUCCAGUCAUCACUACAGCCCGGAUGAGGACAGACCUGUAGGCCUGGUUGAGAAUGUCUAUAGUAAUCAUCAUCAUCGUCAUCGGCAUUGGCCAAUUCAAACAGGAAGAAUGCCUGCACCUCACUGCCCUCGGCCCGAUGCUCUGCCACAUCACCUUGUGAGGCCAAAGAGUAUGUACAGGCAAUCCUCUGAAAGCCGCUACAGCACUUUAGGGUUAAGGCACCCUUUGUCACCUCAGUGCAGACGCUACCAUAGAGAUGAGCACCUUAUCAGUGGCUGCCACAGGCAACAAAGCCCGUGGCAAAGGUCAGAAGACAGACUAGUCGGCCACCCAGCCAUCCGUAGGGCUCGCUCCUUCCAUGCCCCUCAGAUUAGUCACUACGAGCUGGCAGGCACAGAAAUCCUGCCCCCUGACACCAUGUUUUAUGUCGAGCAAACGUCAAGCCAGGAAGUGCCCUAUCAAAGGCUGGUUCAGACGGGCAUCCAGCCUGUUCGACCACACUAUGACAACCCACGUGCUGACUAUCGUUACAGCCCGUAUUCUGAUGUGAACCCAGUAGAUGGUUCCUGCUAUUAUGUAGAGCCCUGCCAGGAAAGUGGGAUCCGACACAGUCAGUCGUACACCAUGCGUUCCACAAGGGAUGGUGGACAAUCAGAUUACUACAACUACUCUCCACGCCGCAUCCCUCCUGUGAACAGGGAGCUCUACAUAGAAAGCAGGGACACUGUUGUUUACCAGGCUAGAGACUCAGAAGUUUUUGAAAGAGUCAUAUAUCAACCAGUCAAGCAGGAGAGUAAGUCCAGACAUAAAAAUACAUGUCCAGCUGCGUUUCCUCCCGAGAGCCCGGACUCGGCAACUGACACAAGAAACAGAGACAUAAUGCACACAAGAAGCAAGUCAGACCCUGGAAACGGCUGCCUUCUGUCCAGCAACAGAACAGAAAAUCUAAAUUCUGUGUUAGGUACGUCACCAACAUCCCUGAGGUCUCAACAGGCCGACCCUGAGGUCACCAAGCAGCAGUAUAGUCACCGGCUGAAUGUUGAGCCAGGAUCAUCGAGGCGGAUUCAGAUCAGGCAGCAGCCACCACUUCGCAAAGUCCCCUCGCUUCCAGAAAGGGCCUGUCCCAACCUCAAGAACGUGGAGCACAAUAACAGAAGCCAUACGCGGGGUCAUGACCAGGAUCGAUUAAUGACCAGUGCUGUCAACAGCUACUCUGGUGCUGUGAAACCCGGCAUCCUUCGGAGACCGGGGAGAUCACAGAGCACCAGAGAAAAUCGUCACCACUACCAUCAGCAUUCCAAAUCCCCUCUGGAUCCUGAACAUCUGGGAUCCUUUUCCACUCAGCCCAACAGAAGGACUCAGAGCACUAAAGUCAGGCCCACACAAUAUGACCACAUGGAGGGGUAUUAUGCGCUGCCCAAACUUAAACCCACAAGAUCUGGUAAAGCCGCGGCCGGAUAUUUGCCUGGCCAGGGUUGCAUGUCUCCCCUCGGGCACAGACUGCUGUCCAAGGCUCUGGGUCAUGAGGCUUUUUAUCACGCUGCACCGAGAUCAGAGGCCGGGGUGUACGAGUGAUUCUGACCACUGGUUUUAUCUGAUUCCACAUCGGGGCCAAAGGAGAACAGCACUUUAUCCUCUGCCAGACCAACAGACUGUUGUGUUGAAAGCGUGUUCGUUUUAACCUUCAGGAGCUGCUAAAAAGUGUGAAGUGAGGCUGCUGCUGGGGAUCCUUCUGUCGCCUUCACUGUUAGCUUCAUACGUUGCAGUGGCUUUUGAGGGAGCUCAAAGGGAACAAGUGAAUCAUAUGCAGAUAUUGUCUUAAAUUUAGAGGUUUGAAACAGUAAGAGAGGCAUGUUGGAGAAAAUGGUGGCUUAUAUAUUUUAUUUAAUGUCUAAACAAGAGAUGAAAAGCUAAAGUAACUGGUUUUGUUAAUAUGACUUAAGUAUAGGAAUGUGUACAAAAUAACAUUCAUUUUAAAUGUAUUAUAUUUGUAUAAAUAACACACAGCUAACAUGUGGCCAAUGUACUGUACAUUUUGUUUUCUAUUCUAGUCUGCUCAGACUUCAACAAGCACUUUUGAGAAUAACUGUGUCUGAAACACAUUGUCUUAACGUGGUGUACAUGAAGCCUCUUGAUAUACAGUAUAUAUUUUUUCUCUACAAAACGGCUUGCUUUGAAUCAUCGUUAAAUAUUAAAUUAGCACUUUUGGGGUAUAAAAUGGAUAACCUCACAGUUUCUGACUUUUGGCUUUUUUCUUCAUUAUCACACAUUGUAUAAUGCAUUCUUAAAAUAACAACCACAAUUUCUGUUAAGGUCAAAGCUACUGUGGCAAAAUAUGCUAUACAUACAGUCAAUGCAAAUGAGCUCAUUCAGUUAGGUGAAAAAGUGUAUUUUGUAUGGCAUUGUGGUUUUGUCACAAAAAUGAAUUUUUCUUUCCUCUUUUAGGGAACUUUUAACAAUGUGGUGUUUUACAUAAAUUAUGAGGUUGUUUUAUUCAUUGAAGAUGCUAUUUCAGAUCAUGUAGAUGAGGAUAUUCUGUUAAGACAUGUUAAAUGCGUUAUUUUAGUGAGAGUCUUAAAAAAAAAAUAAAGAUAUACUAUAUCAAUGA